Messenger RNA from Bursaphelenchus xylophilus (pine wood nematode), 1234 nucleotides. The record is from the annotation of a GenBank genome assembly. NCBI's taxonomy places the organism in Eukaryota, Metazoa, Nematoda, Chromadorea, Rhabditida, Aphelenchoididae.
AUGGCCAAGCUGUAUUUGAUCCAAAACCAAACUUUGGUGCCUGCCACUUUGGUCGCUCCGGUUCGAGUUAACCCUGCUGUAAGUGUAGCAAGAGAAUUUUUUGGAAUUUUUAGAGAUUUUUGUUGCUUUUUUACAGUUUUUUUUCUUGCCUUUUAGGUGUAUUGGAAAUAAAAAUUAAUUAAUUUUAGCGGCAAACCAAAGCUCCGUUGCCAGUCGAGAAGAUCCUCGAAGACCCGGAUGUCCUCCUGAAGCCGCAGAAAACCAACAAUCAGCCCCGUCGCCGAGAACGUCUCACUCAUUUGACGCCAGAGGAGAAGCUGAACCGCCGCAAAAUGAAGAACCGCGAAGCCGCGCAGAAUGCCCGAGAUCGCAAGAAGGAGCAAGGGAAACAAAUGGAAGACGUCCUCCGACAACUUGCCGCCGAGAACAAGAAGCUCCGCAACGAGAACGCCAAACUCAAGGCGCAAGUGGCUCGAUUGAGCGGCCAACGCAGCAGCUACAGCUCGGCCAGCACCGAGCUGGACUUGCCCGCCAGCCCGGACAGCGCGUACGCCAGCAGCUCCACCUCUGCCCUGUCGCCCGUCUCCUCCACCAACUCCAGCACUGGGUAUCAGCCGGUCGUGUACUACGACAACGGCCCCAACCAAGCCCUCUCCGAGUCCUCCCACUAUUCCCUGUCGGCCAGCCAAAGCCCCGAGCCGAGCCGCCCGAUUGUCCCGUCUGUUGAGUCUGCUGAACUCCGGAUGUCCCUGCCGCGGAACAGGACGAUCGGUCGGCUCGACUCCCGGCGACGGCCGCCCGCCACGAGGAAAUGGUCCCGGAGCCGUUCGAGGGCGCGGUCGGCCACUACGUCGAGGUCUACGCGGAUGAUGCUCAGCACGCUGCUGAGUUUGAUGAAUUUGGCCGCGUGCCCGCCGCCGACUUUGACUUCCAGCCCUGCACCAGCUACGAGAACAGCCCCAGCUACGAGUCGGGCAAGAUCGGCGACCUCAAUUCCAGCUUUGAGGCGGGCUACGAACAGCCCCAAGAAUUCCAGACUCCAAGCCUUGAAUUCCAAGACAAAAAGGAGGGCUUCGCGGGCCUGCCGGCCUUUGACGAUCUGGUCCAAAGCGACUUCCUCGACGAGCUCUGCUCCGAACUGGAGAUUUACCCCGCCCAGGAAGAGAGCACCCCCUACCUGAACGACAUCGACAUGGACAGCCAGAACCUCUUUGACUGGUGCGACAACAUGUAA